Solenopsis invicta (red fire ant) is the source of this 1283-nucleotide messenger RNA. RefSeq lists its product as uncharacterized. Lineage: Eukaryota; Metazoa; Arthropoda; Insecta; Hymenoptera; Formicidae. The record is from RefSeq and is a predicted model, not a curated record. The transcript is spliced from 2 exons. Bases 134 to 574 code for a protein of 146 amino acids.
CAUCUAUACGUUUUUAAUACAACACUAUUAACUACAAACAUCACCAUUUGUCGAUCAGUAUUGCAUCAGUCGCUCGUUUGAACAGUGGCAUCGCUCUUGAAAUAGUUUUGGCAUCGCUCUUGAAAUACGUACAAUGGCAAACUAUUACGUUCCGACCAAGGCGCGUGAAAAGUCAGCGUCUUUGAAUAAACGAUAUACGCUACGCAUGCUGUGCAGCAGGUUUGCGCUAAUUUCAACUUUCUACAAAUGGAUUGAUGUAGCGAUCAACGUGAGAACUGUUUCCUGCUCCGUGGAAAUAUUGCUCGGCGAUACACGCAGCAACCGGAUUGUUCUACCAUACAGAACGUGGAGAGCUCUGUUAGAGAAACGUGCGGAUUUCGAGCGAUUCGUCCAGUCAAUCAAAGUACCAUCGUUAACGAUUCACGACCUUAGUGUGCAACUCAUGAAAUUGCGUGAUGAAAGUAUUGUUAAGUUAUCUUUACUCGAUGCAUGUAUUUACCUCAAGCCUACAAGCAUGCUAUUCAUGUUUGAACAAGAGCACUGUGUGGAGCGCGUAUAUUAUACGCUGCAUUAAAACAUUGCAACCGCGACUGAGAAAUUUAAAUAUUUCGUAACUUUUUUGCGCCAAAACUUUGCCAUGAACAAACCAGACGCGACAGAAUUAUUGCGUUAAUCUUACGAUAACAGUUUGCAGAUUGAGUGUAAAUUAAUAGCCUACGCUAUUAAUACUAUUAUAUACGAUGUAUUAACUACUUAAUAGAAUGAUUGUGCACGAUGUAUUACAUAUUCAACAAAAAAUUGUAUUUUUAAAACGUAUGAAAAAAGAGUUUAUCUCGGUAAAAACUUUUCCCAUGUUACAAUGCAUAUUAGUGUUACAAGUUGCGCGCAGUCUCUUAUAGAAUAGCCUUGACAGUAAUUGCGUUACGCGAACGAUAACAUUCCACAGGGAAGAAUCGAGCAUUGUCAAGGUCUGAGAGCUGCAUCAGCAAAUAUAAUUUUAAUAAAGAAUAUUUUAUAUCUCUCGAACGGUAGGCUAGAAGAUUACGAGACUUGAAAUUUAUAUGUAUUAAAAUACUGCCUUUAAAAUGGAGCCAAGAACAAUAAAACAAUUAUAAUAUUAUAUGAUAUACUAGCUAGCGUAAAAUAGCGGCGUUAUGCAACGUCUACGAUAUAAUCGUAUAUCUUUUGUCUUUGAUGUAAUUGUAUACCUUUGUGAUUAGCUGUUAAAAUACGCGAUGCGACGGAGGAUGCUUUUGAUGAAUAAACCCUUUGUUAGUCAAUUA